UUCAGUGAAAAAGUUUGGACACCCCUAAUAUCGUACAAUAAUUUGUCCUUUCCCACCUGGCAACCCUCAUCACCACCACCUGUCUACUGCGGGACGACUGGAGCCACAAAACAGGAAGGCGCACCAAUGGAGUGGUUCCAUUGUAACCGCUGUUUCACCAAGACAGGAUCCAAGUUUGCAGUGGCCAGCUGUGGCCACAUUUGCUGUGAAGCUUGCAUCAAAUCUAAGCAGUGCGUCAUAUGUGGAACCAGCUGCAGUUAUCUGCCCAUCACGGAUCAGAUGAAGCCACAUGAAAAAGUGUUUUUCAGCGAUCCCGUGACACACUUUCAAUCACGGCUUAACAGCAUAACCAAGAUUGCAAAUUUUCAGCGGACACAAUCGGAGAGAGCCACGGCGUACUACAAGCACAAGUCAAUGGAACUGGAGAAUCGCCUUAAAGAAGUCACUCAGGAGACUUACAGGCAACUGGCCGAGAUGAAAAUGGAGAACGGCAAUUUAAAAAUGCAAAACAUGGAGCUGAGAAGAGAGAUGGAGGAGUUGAAAAAACCUCUGUCGCAGAGGAGGGUUUCUCCGGGACAAUUUCACACAAGCGGUGUUCAAAGGGUGACUCUCCCUGUGGCCAUCACUCCUCCAGUUAACACAGAUUACAGAAGUGGGAGUCAAUUCGGUUCAGCACAGUCCAGAGAGUGGAUCAGAGACAGAGGCGUUGGUCUUUCUGCUCGCAGUACGCCACAAUCAGCACCUUCUCGUUUUAGCCUCAGCUCUCUGCUCCAACAUGGACACAGGACACCAAGUUCUCUCAGUCCGCCUUCAAGGGUCUUCUCCUGGCGUCCGGUGAUGUAGACGGUUGCUCCCGCCUCGCAAAGCUGCAGGGCUAUUCCCUUGCCGAUCCCUCUGGAGGCGCCUGUGAUCAGACACACCCAGCCGGACAGAGACAUGUUUCCUGCGGACGCAGGAGACAACAUCAAGGAUGAGUCCAAUCCAACACUUUUUUUUUUUUUUUUUCAAACUAAAAGCACACCUUGUAAUGUUUACAAGAAGACAACCGGAAUAAGCUAACCACAAACCUUCGGCAGUAGCACUAUCAAAGUUCAAAUGUUUGAUUGAUUUCCAAUCGUUCACUCUUAACCUUGCGAAGGAAUUAAAUGCGAUACGGUUUCCUGCAUCACUAAUUUAUCUCUAUAAAAUGUU
Messenger RNA from Entelurus aequoreus (snake pipefish), 1191 nucleotides. RefSeq names its product RING finger protein 212B-like. The record is from RefSeq and is a predicted model, not a curated record. Gene Ontology annotation, molecular function: SUMO transferase activity. Lineage: Eukaryota; Metazoa; Chordata; Actinopteri; Syngnathiformes; Syngnathidae. Gene Ontology annotation, cellular component: synaptonemal complex. Gene Ontology annotation, biological process: reciprocal meiotic recombination; protein sumoylation; homologous chromosome pairing at meiosis. The transcript is spliced from 13 exons. The coding region runs from base 127 to 843 and encodes 238 amino acids.